Messenger RNA from Oryza sativa Japonica Group (Japanese rice), 1457 nucleotides. RefSeq names its product glycerophosphodiester phosphodiesterase GDPD4. Gene Ontology annotation, molecular function: phosphoric diester hydrolase activity. The record is from RefSeq and is a predicted model, not a curated record. NCBI's taxonomy places the organism in Eukaryota, Viridiplantae, Streptophyta, Magnoliopsida, Poales, Poaceae. Gene Ontology annotation, biological process: lipid metabolic process.
GCCGAAUCCCCCACUUGGCAAAGAGGGACUGACGAGAGAGUAGCAAUGAGAAGGCUUCUCGGGAUCGGGAGGCGCCGCCAGCAGCAGCCGCCGCCGCUGCCGCUCUUCCCGCCGCCGGCGACGAAGAGGGCCUCCCCGCCGUCCUCCUCCUCCUCCUCCUCCGCUCUCCUCCGCCGCAUCCUCCCCACCAACCGCCUCCUCCGCCUGCUCCUCCUCCUCGCCGCCCUCUCCCUCAUCCCCCCGGCCUUCUUCCACUUCCGCCUCCGCCGCUUCCACCGCAUGCGGGAGAGGAGGUGCGGGUGGAUCGCGAGCCCGCCGAUGGUGUGCGCGCACGGCGGCGACUCCACCAACGCGUUCCCCAACUCGAUGGACGCCUUCCGCCUGGCUCUGGACGCGCGCGUCGACUGCGUGGAGGUGGACGUCUCGAGGUCCUCCGAUGGCGCGCUCUUUGUGCUUCACGAUAGGGAUCUGCAAAGAAUGUCUGGUAAUUCUACAGCAAAAGUUGGCUACUGGAGCUCGGAUGAGAUUAAAGCUCUAAGCACAAGGUUUCAACUGUCAAAAAAAGUCCAGAACCAGGAAGUCCCUAAAGCACAAGAUGUUCUAGCGUUGAUAUCACAAUCCGUAAGGCAGGUUAUUCUGGAUGUCAAAGUUGGUCCUCCUUCAUUUGAGAAAGAUUUAGCUGAAGAUGUGCUGUCUACUAUAGGCAGAACACAAUGUAAAAAUUGUCUUGUCUGGGCAAAAAGUGACAAUGUGGGAAGGGAUGUAAUUAAAUUGUCUAAAGAUAUAACGGUUGGCUAUAUUGUUAUGGUUGAUAAGUCCACUGGUAGAACUACUGAGUUAGUAAGGAUAACAGGGUCCAAAGUUGCUGGUGUAUAUCAUCGCCUGAUCCACGAGAAGCUCAUGAAGGUUAUGCACAGAAAUGACAAAAAGGUUUAUGCGUGGACUGUUGAUGAUGCCGACUCCAUGAAGAGGAUGUUGUAUGAACAUGUUGAUGCCAUUGUCACAAGCAACCCUUCCCUUCUUCAGCAGCUCAUGCAGGAGACUAGGACAGAAUGCAUGGAAGAUGGUUUUGCCUUGCCAUAGUUUUGCCUUGCAUAUCAUGGUUGAUGCUUUAUACCUGCCAUGGUAGAACAUAAUGAGUGCAUGGAAGAAGGUUCUUUUUUUGCCUCUCCAGAGAUGACCAACGACUAAGUUGAUUUCUAACGCAUUUUUUUUGUUAUAGUUCAAUUAACAUGCAAUUUUCUAAUGUUCUGUUCUGUUUCUACACUUAGAUCAGAUUAAAGCAAAGGAACGGAUUGUCAUAGCUGAACCUUUCUGUAAUUUUUUUCGAGGAAGCGAACCUUUCUGUAAUCAUGUUAUGCUACCUAAAGCACCGUUCUUUUCAUCUUUCUUGAAAAUUGUAUGUGAUCUUGGCCGUGGAGCUUUACCCAUUUUAUCGUGAACGACUUGUGUGUCUC